UAUUCACAUCCCCUCCGCUCCAUCUUCUCCACCAUCUCCAACACAUUUCCAUACUUUCCUUACAUUCCAAUCCAAACUCUCAAAACCCUCAAUACACAAAUUCUAAAAUGGCCGAGAGAUCCAACUUUGCGCAGACCUGCAACCUCCUCAGCCAGUACUUGAAGGAGAAGAGAAGCCAGUACCUCCAGGGAGAUAGCUUCGGAGUGAAGCCAGCCCCGGCGACCAUGAACUUGCUCAACACCAUGGAGGUCGGCCCUCCAGCGGCGGCGAGUCCAGUGGGCCAGGCUCCGGAUCAGCCCAGAUCUGCUCCCAUGACCAUCUUUUACGGCGGGCAGGUCCUGGUUUUCAACGACGUUUCGGCUGAGAAGGCAAAGGAAAUUAUGGGAUUGGCUACCAAAGGAAGCGCUGUGGUUUCCUCUACUGAAUCGAAUGUUGUAGUCAAACAACAACAACCACCACCUCAGGCUGUUGAGUCGGAUUUGCCUAUUGCAAGAAGGGCUUCGCUUCACAAGUUUCUGGCCAAGAGGAAAGAGAGAGUGACUGCAGUAGCUCCAUACCAACUGAACCACAUCCAGACAGCAGCUUCUCCCAAGGCAGAGGAACGAGUAGGAGCGCAAAGUUCAAAGCAGCUUGAACUCAGUCUAUAGGGAAGAUUUAACUGGCGCUCGAUCUGAUUAGAUUUUAGGCUUUAUAUUAUGGGUUUUUUAGCGGAGGAGGCUUGUGUUCCUAACUCUGUUGUAGAACCCAAUUUAUUCUCACAACAAAAUUUAAUUUUUGUAACUAUUUGUUUGAUCAAUCGAUAUAGAGUGAUCCAUUUAUGAAGAUUAUGAUAAUACUAUCCAGUGUGUAAUCGAAUUUCUUUCAUAAUUAAAGCAAGUUUUUUAAUUAGGAA
Messenger RNA from Rosa rugosa (rugosa rose), 892 nucleotides. RefSeq names its product protein TIFY 10b. Gene Ontology annotation, biological process: regulation of defense response; regulation of jasmonic acid mediated signaling pathway; response to wounding. Gene Ontology annotation, cellular component: nucleus. Lineage: Eukaryota; Viridiplantae; Streptophyta; Magnoliopsida; Rosales; Rosaceae. The transcript is spliced from 2 exons. The record is from RefSeq and is a predicted model, not a curated record. The coding region runs from base 108 to 647 and encodes 179 amino acids.